CACAAUGCCCAGCCUUUAUUGCCUCUCUCUCUGCCUUGGCAGGACCACCAAGACCCCUUCAUGGUGGCCGACCUGGGAGUGUUGGCCAGCCGCCACCAGGCCUUCUGCCAGGCCCUGCCAAGGGUCUCGCCCUUCUAUGCGGUGAAGUGUAACAGCAGCCCCUUGGUGCUGCGUGUCCUGGCUGCCCUGGGCACCGGCUUUGACUGUGCCAGCCAGAUGGAGCUGGAGCAGGUGCUGGGGCUGGGCGUCGCCCCCUCACGCAUCAUCUAUGCCCACCCCUGCAAGCCCGUCUCCCACCUGCAGUAUGCUGCCCGCCAUGGGGUGCAGCUCCUGACCUUCGACAGUGAGGAGGAGCUGACCAAGGUGGCCCAGCACCACCCUGGGGCCAGGCUGGUCCUCCGACUGUGGACCGAGGACAGCCAGAGCCUAUUCCCUCUGAGCGCCAAGUUUGGGGCCAGGCUGGAGCUGUGUGGACACUUGCUCAAGUCCGCCCGAGACCUAGGCCUGGCUGUGGUGGGCGCCAGGGGACUGGCUGGUGUGAGUGACUGCCAGUGUCCUUGCUGGUGCCGGGGGUGCUCUGCUGGACGAGGGCAUGGGCUGGGAGGGGGGGGUUGGGGCAGGAGCUCUUCCUUCUCUGAUUCCCACCCUGUGUCCCUGCAGGAGCUCUGCUCAAAGCCGCCCCUCUUCCCCUGCAUCCUUUAUGGCCCCACUUGCGAUGCCUUUGACACGUUCUUUAAUGAGGAGGUGCUGCUGCCCGAGCUGGACGUGGGUGACUGGCUCAUCUUCCCCUCCAUGGGCGCCUACAGUUCAGUCAUGAGCUCCACCUUCAAUGGCUUCCCGCCUGCGUCCAUCUGCUACAUCAUGGGACCUGAGCUCAGGAGCCUGCUGGAGACAGCGCCUUAAGCUGGGACAUGGCAGAAUGGAGGGGUUCCAGACACUUGCUCCUGCAAAUGGCCCUCAUCAUCCACCAGAGUCAGCCCCACCAUCUCACUGCUGCCUCCACACUCAGGUCAGACCAGGGUAUUGUCCAGCCUCCUGUGCCAAAGACAUCUCAGCCCCAGGCAUCUGAGGAGAAAGGAUGGGCUGCAGAUGCCUCCUAAGGACGCCAGAGGGCUCAUGCAGCCUUCAGGUCCUGUGUUACUCAUUCCUCUACUCCCAGAUCCUGAAAUUUGGGCUAGAAACAACCACACUUACCCCCUCAGAGGUGUCUGGAAGAGCAAAUAUGAGUGGGCUUUAGGUAAAAAUAAAGUUACGUUCAUGUGCAAGAGUUGCUGGAGUGUUUUGUGCUUUGGUCUAUAGGUGUUGCCCUGUGGCAUUUUGGAUGUCAACUCAUUUUUCCCAUUCAUUCAUGAAUCCAUUCAUCCAUCAAUUUAUGAUUCAUCAGUCUUUCCAUCCUUU
This is a messenger RNA of Myotis davidii, 1398 nucleotides long. Its product is annotated as antizyme inhibitor 2. NCBI's taxonomy places the organism in Eukaryota, Metazoa, Chordata, Mammalia, Chiroptera, Vespertilionidae. Gene Ontology annotation, cellular component: cytoplasm. The annotation marks the transcript as partial. Gene Ontology annotation, molecular function: ornithine decarboxylase activity. The record is from RefSeq and is a predicted model, not a curated record. The transcript is spliced from 6 exons.